Messenger RNA from Paramuricea clavata, 1497 nucleotides. The record is from the annotation of a GenBank genome assembly. NCBI's taxonomy places the organism in Eukaryota, Metazoa, Cnidaria, Anthozoa, Malacalcyonacea, Plexauridae.
AUGCAAGCAGAGUACGAGUCACUAAUGGACAAUAAAAUUAAUACCUGGACAUUAGUCGAUGAACCAGAAGAUCAACAAGUCUUACCUGGAAAAUGGGUGUAUAAAGUAAAGUAUGGAGCAAACGGCCAAGUCGAUACGCUCAAGGCAAGAUACGUAGCAAAGGGUUAUGCUCAAAUCGAAGACCUAGAUUUCUUUGACACAUACGCUCCAACAUGCAAGCCAGAAACUUUUAGAAUUCUAUUAGCAACUGCAGCACGAAAGGACUUAUAUCUUGGUCAGAUGGACGUGAAAUCAGCCUACCUUCAUUCCAAAAUAGAAGAAGAAAUUUAUCUGGAGCAGCCAGAGGGGUUUGUCAAGAAAGCAAGCUCAGGACAAAAGCUUGUGUGCAAAUUGAACAAAUCAAUCUAUGGUCUAAAACAAGCUGCGAAAAACUGGUAUGAAGCUCUGACAAGUCUACUUCUCAAGAAAGGAUUCAAACGAAGCUGCAACGACUAUUGCCUAUUUGUAAGAAAGGAAGAAAAUGGAACAUUUUCCUAUGUGUUAGUCUGGGUAGAUGAUAUAGUCGUGGCUGGAGCGACCGAAGAAGCAAUUAACGAAAUUAAAUCAAUGUUAAAUGAAAAUUUCAAGAUGGACGAUCGUGGCGACCUAAACUGGUUCUUAGGAAUGCAAAUCCUGCGAUCGCACGACAAGAUUACAGUGGAUCAAAUGAAGUAUAUCGAAACUGUUCUCCAAGAAUUUAACAUGAGUGAUUGCAAAGCUGUAGCAACACCCGGAGAAGUAAAUCUAAAGCUAGUCAAAAGUAACGAAGGAAAGAAAUUAGUAGAUCCGAAGCUGUAUAGAAGUUUAGUUGGCUCUCUUUUAUUCAUUGGCAAAUAAACCCGUCCAGAUAUUCUAAAUAUUGUUAAUCAGCUGUCACGAUUUCUCGAUAAACCUGACGAAUCACAUUGGAAGGCAGCAAAGCGCGUACUGAGAUACCUCAAAGGAACUACCGACUUACGAUUAACAUUCGUGAAGAAUUCCAGCUGUGAUAUUGUUGGCGAUUCGGACGCAGAUUGGAGUGGAGAUCUCAACGAUCGCAAAUCGACAACUGGAUACUACUUUAAAUUCGAAGGAAAUGGAGGUGCCAUCAGUUGGGAGGUAAAGAAGCAAGCAACCGUUGCCUUAUCAACAGCGGAGGCGGAAUAUCAAGCCAUGGCGGCUGCUGCACAAGAAGCAAUCUACUUACGAGCUCUACUAAAGGAUUUUGGUUUCCCAAUGGAGAAAGCGACAGAUAUUGGAGAAGACAACCAAUCCUGCAUUAAGAUGUGUCACAAUCCCGUGAUGCAUAAACGGUCAAAACAUAUCGACACGAAGCUACACUUCAUUCGAGAAAGGGUAGAAAAUAAAGAAAUAAAGAUACAUUAUGUUCCAACCGAAGAAAUGACUGCGGACAUUCUGACGAAAUCAUUACCUCGAGUGAAAGUGGCAAAACACAGAACAGUACUCUUAGGGAAUUAA